This is a messenger RNA of Seminavis robusta, 2870 nucleotides long. The record is from the annotation of a GenBank genome assembly. Lineage: Eukaryota; Bacillariophyta; Bacillariophyceae; Naviculales; Naviculaceae.
CGCAAAGAUACUCGAUGGUGGGAGCAAUUCGGCCAUGGGGUUCUUUCUCGACGAUGGAAAGGCACCGCCUGAGAGCUCGAGCACUUCAAGUACCGUGCGGUACCGGUGAUGGACUGUAGAUAAGUAAAACAAGGCUGGCUACUGUUGCCGUCCAUGACCCGAAUCGGCGGGGCGCUCGACUCGGACGGAAGGAGAACCAUGGUGUCAUGAUCACCGGCUCGAACUCGAAUUUCCAAUGCGAAGGCGAAAGAUAGCAAAUGCCAAAAAGCAUUCUGCUCUCCCCUCUACACGACAAAAUUGCUAUAGCCAGAAAAGACUUCUUUUACUCAAGUCAAGAUGAUGCAUUCCUCCAGCAUCGUUCCUGCUACCAGAAGAAACGCAGGACAAGUGCAGCUCGCACUGCUACAGAGCCUGGAAGAGAGACGCCAUGAACCUUGGGCGAAGUUCUACGUUAGCGUGGAUAGGUUGACUCCGCUGCUUUUGCAAAGAACACGCUACUACAGAUCAGCCCGAAACCAGACAGAAAGGUUUUUGGCGGCUCUCGAUGAUGAAGUUGACAAGGCGGUUGUGUUCUUCUUUGACUGCCAAGGCCAAAUUGCCAGAGAACUCUGGGCCAUGUCCAAAUGGAGCGCCAAGUCGGAACCAGAUUCUUCCUUGUAUGACCAUGCCAUUCAGUUGCUCCGCCUUGUGACGUUUGUCGAUCUCAAUAUUCACAUUGUCGAACGUGUCCUUGGACUUCACGAUGAACUUCUCUCGGCAAACGUUGGACAUCUGUAUCUCGCGAGCAAAGCUGGUCGCGAGGCAAGGACGCCCAACGAUCACCACCGUCUCAAGGCAUUGCUGCGUCCUGAAAGCUUGAAGGCAACAGUGGGGAUUGCAGCAACAAUCUACUAUCGAUACAUCAAAUACCAGGCCAAGAGGAAUAACCGUGUUAACCUCACUGGACAAAGUCUGAGGGUCGUUCCAAGCAUGAGUUCAUUGGCUGGAUUCUUAGCAAGCGACGACUCAAGUGAGGAUUUGCUUACCCCUGAAGAAGGAAUAGACGAUGAGCAACCAGUCGAAGAGGACGAAAGCGAGGAAGAUGGAGAUGACGACGACGAUGACGAGCCGGCGGAUAUGAAGGCCCUGGUCCUUGCCGAACGGGCAAUCAAGAAACCGGUGCUAUCGUCCUCUCUUUCGAGCCCCAAUUCUGUGUCGGCCUACAGUUUGGGACCAACUGAAGAUCAACUAGUUGGGGCAGUCCUCCUUCGCAUUGAUACAGCACUGACCAACCUGAACAAGGCGGAGACCAUGAUGGAAUGCUUAGCUCUUCCAGAUUUGAUGGGAGCGAACCGCGAAAGCUUCUUUCCAGAAAGAGAAUUCACCGACGAGCCCAAGGGCUUGGGCGAAAUCAUUGUCGAGCACCAAAGGACUGUGGGUAGCAAGGAUCCGGAGAAGCUGAAAGCCCGACGCUGCUCUAGCUGGUUGAACCUCCUCAACAGCUUCUUAUACAUGGUGUCCUACUACCUGGUUGCCCCAACGAGCUCUGCUUACGCUAGGCGACUUGGUUUGGAAGAAUCCAUGAGCGGCGCUAUCAUUGGAUGCACCGCAGGCUCGGCAUUGGCCUCGACGGUGCUCUACAGCUGGUGGACUUCGCACAGUUACAAGCACGCCCUCAUAUUCUCUUCAUUGUGCUGCUUAGCUGGCAACGUGAUAUAUGCUGCUGGUUUGCCCUUUGAUUCGCUGGCACUGGUAUUGAUUGGGCGUCUCCUCAAUGGCUUCGGUUCAGCCAGGGCGAUCAACCGGCGGUUCAUUGCUGAUGCAUUUAGCAAAGCCGAAAGGACAGCUGAAUCUGCGAACUUUGUGGCCUCUGGCGCAGCUGGAAUGAGUGUUGGGCCAGGUCUGGCGGCUCUGAUGCCGCUGCUCAUGCCCAAGGGGUCCACAAAUCUUUGGUGGCAAGAAGAAAACGCGGCAGGUUGGGUCAUGGCACUCCUGUGGAUCGUCUAUCUUGCCUUUUUGAUUCCGUACUUUAGAGACCCACCCAAGCCACCCGCCACACCCAGCCCACCCAAGUUACCGAACAAUAAGGCUGGCAAUCUACAGUCGCUGUACAACGGAGAAAAGAAGCCAUUGCUCGCAAAAGAUGCGCAAGGCACACAGGACCACCAGGUUGCAGGAGAGUUACCCCUGUGGAAGCGACCAGCUGCUCUCAUCACCAUCUUUCUAGUGUUCCUGUUGAAGCUGGUGCUGGAACUCGUCCUCAGUGCAUCUGCCCCUGUAACUGAUUUCUACUUUGACUGGACACCCAGCACUACUGGAUGGUUCCUGGCAGCCUUGGGGCUUUUGGUUCUUCCUGCCAUUUGGUUUGUCACUUGGAUGUCGAAGAAGUGUGAGGAUCGGUAUCUAAUCCUCUACUCUGUGGUGGGGACGCUAUUUGGUUGUAUUCUCAUGAUGCAGUACCAACCCCACUAUUCACAAGGCCAAUAUAUGUUUGCCACGAUUGUGCUUUUCGUUUUCCCAAACUGUAUGGAAGCCCCAUCAAUGAGCCUUCUUUCCAAGAACAUCCCUUCAUCUCUGUCUCGUGGAAUUUUCAAUCUGGGUUUCUUCACCACGGAGGCAGGCUUUAGUGGACGUGUGGUUGCCGACUCUGUCCUUACUUGGUGUGGAUCAGGUGGGACUGAACAUUUGGUGAAUCAUACGUUUGGAUUUCUUACCUUGCUGAAUCUGUUGGCUUUGGUGCUGGUCUACUUUCACAUGCCGGUGCUGGUGGACCCUUCCAAGAAGUUUGACUAAGUUUUGCUGCUUACCACGGUUUCCAGUCUGAAACUACUUUGUAAGUGCUUUUGUAAAUACGACAGUAGUUUAUUCCUUUCCUCCUGUGGUACCUUAGG